AUGUCAGUUGAAUCAGUGGUUGAGUCGCACGUUUCUGUGUAUGAAUCACGAAUCAACAAGAAGAGAAAUGUAUCAGAGGACAGAGGACGGCGGGAGAUGGAGAUUUCUUUGAAUGGUCCCAUAGUUUCUCGUUGUGGAGGAGUUGUGAAAGCCGCAAUGACGGAGUAUUGGCGAAAGGAAUCAAAGAGAGAUGAUUUUUGGCAUUUCAUCAGGAAGUCUGAACGUAUCCAGCUUCAGCCAUUUGAAGUUUCGAAAGUGAUCGAUGGAAAGUUCAAAGAAAAAUCAAAACUUCCAAUUAUGGACAAAUAA
This is a messenger RNA of Paramuricea clavata, 309 nucleotides long. Lineage: Eukaryota; Metazoa; Cnidaria; Anthozoa; Malacalcyonacea; Plexauridae. The record is from the annotation of a GenBank genome assembly.